AUGGGUGCUCCUUCAGUAUUUGAUGUUAUCAAGCUUUUAUUUAAUCCAGAUGUGUCAAAAAAGCUUAUUUUGCAAAUAGCUUAUCAGCAAUUGAGUGCAAUUGGAUUAGCAAAGAUAUUAUCGGCUGUUCUCGGGUCUGCUAUCGUUGGUGUUUCAUCAAUUAUCAAGAUCCCACAAAUAAAGAAGAUUAUUAACCCAAAGUUGUUGACUCAAAAGGUAUCUGUAGCUCGUGGUUUAUCGUUAGAAGGAAUUAGUUUAGAAACCUUGGUUUAUUUAGUUCACGUUCUUUACAAUCGUCAGAAUAAUAACAAAUUUGUAAACUAUGGUGAAACAUUCUUACUAGGGAUUCAAAAUGUUGCUAUUAUCUUAUUAAUUGAAUACUACAAUCUUAGAGCCAAAUUAGCAAAGAGGGAUACAUUGUCUGAAAAGAAGCAAAUUGAAACGGCCUUGAAAGAACUUGCGACUCCAAUCUCCAUCAUGGUUGGUAUUGUUAUAUUCUUAACAAAGAUUGCGGAACCUACCCUUGUCGAAGCAUUACAAGUGUUGAACAUUCCUCUUUCAAUCAUCUCUAAGUUGCCCCAGAUUAAGCAAAAUUAUGAUUUAAAGUCAACUAGCCAUUUAUCUGAAAUAACGGUUGGUGCUAAUGUGCUUGGGUCAUUGAUAAGAGUUUUCACUACUAUCCAAAGCUUUAACAAGUUAGGUAGAGACUACGUUUUACUUGCUGGAUAUGCUUCUUCCUUUAUUGUUAAUUCAUUUGUAGCAGGGCAAUGCUAUUAUUAUAAAAAGUGCUACAAGAGGGAUGAAAAUGCCGAUAGUAAGAAGCUUCAGUAA
Molecule: messenger RNA, 831 nt
Organism: Debaryomyces fabryi
Lineage: Eukaryota; Fungi; Ascomycota; Pichiomycetes; Serinales; Debaryomycetaceae
Exons: 1
Coding region: 1-831 (276 amino acids)
Source: RefSeq, a predicted model, not a curated record